AAUUCAGGGCCACAAUGUACGCUUUUCGCAUUUUGUUCUUUGUUUUAGGGACUGCCACCGUAAAAUUCACGACUGCUAUCAACUGCAAUGGUCUGUCUGAACUUUGUGAUCUCCGCAUUGACCAAGUCACCUAUCCUGGUAGUCAUAACGCUGGAUCUGGAUUUGAUGGGAUUCUUAAAUACUGGAGUGGCGUCAAUGCCGCAUCGUGCUUUUACCGCAAUCAAGACAAAAGCUUUUCAGGACAAUUGGAAUUUGGCAUUAGGUAUGUUAGCGCUGUACUACUUUUAACUUGACUUUAUUAUUUCUUCUAAAACCCAACUAAAACCUUUCUAAAACCACUACAAUAGAUCUUAUGCAUAAUAACGUCACAAGGCUUGAUGCUCGCGAGGAAUGCUGGUCUUAGUAAUCAUCGCCCGGGGAAAUUAAACAAUUCAAAAUGGCCACUAUUAUUUUCCCAGGUGAUGACUACUAAGACCAGCAUUCCUCGCGAGUUUCAAGCCUUGUGACGUCAUUCUGCGUAAGGUCUAUUCAACCUUUCCUUCUUAACAAUAUAUAACAAUAAAUGCUGCACAGCCAAGUAUAAUAAACAAUCACAAUAUACUAUUCCUAACAGGUAUUUUGACGUGGACACUUGCUAUGGAGACAAUCAAGCAUUGAAUUGUCACUGCAGUGGGGACGCCAGUUGUGCUUACACUAGUUCUAUCGAAAAAGGUCUUCUGCAAGUUGACAAGUGGAUGGAGUCUCAUCCCAAUGAGGUUACCAUUAUCCAUUUCAACAACAAUGCACAGGAUGAAUAUCGAGAAGAAAUUGCAAAAAGUCUCAAGGACGUGCUUUUAAAACUGUGGAAACCAAACAGCUCCAGUAAACUUGCAAUGAAUACCUAUUACAAAAGUCACGAGUGGAAAUGGCCAACGCUUGGGGAUGCAAUACGACUGAAUCAAAGGGUAUUCAUUUUCAUGGACAACAAUUUAGGUCAACAUUUAUCUUGGCACUCUAACUGGUUUGUCACAAGUAAUGGAGUUAUUGCAUCCAGCUGGGAUAGCAAUGCAGUAAGCUCAAGUUGCUCAAGUAUUACUACAAAUGCAAAGAAGAAAUGUUACCCAUACGCUGAUUUCACUGAUUUGUCGGCAUUCGGGAGCUAUGGAUUGUGUACUUGGAACAUGGCAACGCUCUGUUCCCGGUGGUUAGGAGAAGCUGAAGAAGAAUGCUAUAGGCUAAGGGAACCAAUGGGGAAAACAGUAAACUUCUUGCUUGUGGACUGGAUCGAUUACUACCAUGGCGAGGAAUCUGUGAUCAACAAGGCAAAAUUCAUGAAUCAGAAAAACAUCAAGAAGUACUUGGGUAAAAGCAUUUUCUUUCCAGAACUCACAGGGUGCUCGUACGAUUCUAACCGGUCAGGAAAGUACUGUUUCAAGUAUUGUUCCGAGUAUGGCUGGUGUUGGGUAAACCAAUUUUGCGGGGAUAAUGCUGAUAUCUGCAAACAAAAAGAUUAUCCAUGUUACUCAAGCUGUGAAUAUCACUGACUUAAUUCCUCUCACUGCAUGUACAUUACUAUAUGAAUUAUUAUGAAAACAUAUCCAUUUAAAAAGCUAAAAAAACUCAUCAGUAAGCAUACGUUACUGCCAUCUUUCAGGGUUCUGUACACGCUGUCUUAGGCCU
Messenger RNA from Paramuricea clavata, 1659 nucleotides. Lineage: Eukaryota; Metazoa; Cnidaria; Anthozoa; Malacalcyonacea; Plexauridae. The record is from the annotation of a GenBank genome assembly.